Molecule: messenger RNA, 1311 nt
Organism: Blepharisma stoltei
Lineage: Eukaryota; Ciliophora; Heterotrichea; Heterotrichida; Blepharismidae
Source: the annotation of a GenBank genome assembly
AUGUCAAGUGAUACCAAGAUAGAUAGACAUGGCUUUAUUUCUUCAACCUCACCUCACAGCUCUCCAGAAACAGUAACCCGAGAUAAUGCACGAAUACAAAAAUGACAAGACAUGCUAACUAGAUGGGACUACAAUAUAAAACGUCGUAGAGCUUUUCUUAAGAAAAGAAUCCGCAAAGGGAUCCCAGACUGUCUUCGAGGAGUUGUCUGAACAAAACUUGCGAAUAUUCAGACUAUAAAAAAUGAGUACACUGAAAAUUAUUAUAAAAAUCUAACGGAGCUAGAUUCGAAUACAGUAAGCAUCCAAGAUAUAACUAGGGACUAUUAUAGGACUUUUUCUGGACACGUCCUUUUUAGAGAUCAUGGUCUAUGCCAAGAUUCUCUAUAUAUACCAUUUAUAUUAGCUGAAUCUUAAAUUUUAGUCUGCACUAUAAGCUAAAAUUCUUAUUAAAUAUAAUAGAAUUUUAAAAGCUUUUUCUCUACACGACCCUGAUCUAGGGUAUUGCCAAGGAAUGGGAGUCCUAGCAGCUACAUUUUUAAUGUAUAUGUCUGAAGAAGACUCAUUUUGAAUGAUCGUUUCUUUGAUGAGAAAUUAUGAUAUAAGAGAUUAUUAUUUGCCAGGAAUGCCUGGAAUUUAUAAAGCUUUUUAUCAGAUCAAUGGAGUUUUCCGACAAGUUUUGCCAGACCUGUGGGAUCAUUUUAUGGAAAUAAGCGUGUAUCCGUCAAUGUUCGCUCCAGGGUGGAUGAUGACGCUGUAUAUGAGCUAUUUUAAGUUUGAGAUUUCUUUGAGAAUUUUUGACAUCUUUUUAAAUGAAGGAAAAAAGAUUUUGUUCAAAGUUUAUAUAGCAUUAUUUAAAAAAUCAAAAAAAGAGUAAGCGGAAAUUUUAAUAAAAUUAUUCUUGCUCAAAUCCAGAUUCUUGAAGUCUUAGCUUGAUUGGCAGCUCUAAAUAAGGCAGGUAAGACUGGCCUAACCGUCAAAUGUCAUGCCCCUAAGUCUCUUAGGACCUCUACUAGCCAGUCUCAGUAUAGAUCAUUUCUCUUGAUGCCAAAACUCUCAAGAAGGCAUAAACUUCUCUCACUGAGUUCGGCCAGGACCAAUAUACCUGUUCCUAAUCCCUUAAAAAUUGUUAGAAAAGAGUUAAUAAGCAUGCCGUGUGAUGUUUUAUUGGAAAAAAUUCCAAAUCUCCAUGAAGAUUUUACAGCAGAUUCUCUGAUUCAGUCAUCACUGAAAUUUACUUUAAAGAAGAAAAAAUUACAGUUGUUCGAAAAGGAGUAUGAAACAAAUCCAUCUCCAGAACUUAAAAAUUGGUAG